Athene cunicularia (burrowing owl) is the source of this 6227-nucleotide messenger RNA. It is a transcript of the gene MDM4, whose product is annotated as MDM4, p53 regulator. Gene Ontology annotation, molecular function: ubiquitin-protein transferase activity. Gene Ontology annotation, cellular component: nucleus. Bases 54 to 1478 code for a protein of 474 amino acids. Lineage: Eukaryota; Metazoa; Chordata; Aves; Strigiformes; Strigidae. The record is from RefSeq and is a predicted model, not a curated record. Gene Ontology annotation, biological process: negative regulation of apoptotic process; regulation of cell cycle; protein ubiquitination. The transcript has 11 exons.
AGACCCGUUUGGACAGAGAGGGUUUGUGCUGUAAACAGCUAAUCACUGCCACAAUGACAUCUUCAAGCUCUGCCCAGCAUCCACCAGCUGAGAACGCCUGCAGAACCGCACUCAGACAAGUUAACCAGCUGCGACCCAAACCGCCGCUUCUGAAGAUUCUGCAGGUUGCGGGCGCCCAAGGUGAAACCUUCACGCUAAAGGAGGUCAUGCAUUACCUAGGACAGUAUAUAAUGGUGAGGCAGCUAUAUGACAAAAGACAGCAACACAUGGUCUAUUGUGGAGGCGAUCAGCUGGGAGAGCUGCUGGGGCUGGAGAGCUUCUCUGUAAAAGACCCAAGCCCAGUCUAUGACAUGUUGAAACGGAACCUGACUGCUGCUGCAAUGGCAGAUGCUGCACAGAAUCUCGCAAAGGAUCAGAGCGUCGAUAAGCCAAGCCAAGACCAGCUGAAGUUUAGCCAGCAAGAAGGUUCUGACACGGGCGUCAUGGAGGGUGAAAGCAAUUCUUCUGCUUUGUCUACCUCAGAGCAAAAAUGUGAGAAUUACGAAGACAAAGACUUAAUAGAAAACCUCUCUAAAAGCAAGAAGCCUAAGCUGGACCUAGUGUUUGAGGAAUGGGAUGUAGCUGGUCUUCCAUGGUGGUUUUUAGGCAACCUCAGAAGCAAUUACAAGUCCAGAAGUAAUGGAUCAACAGAUAUUCAGACUAACCAGGACAUCGACACUGCUGUUGUUUCAGAUACUACUGAUGACUUGUGGUUCCUCAACGAAUCUCCAUCGGAUCAGAGCAGUGCUGCAGUCAAGGUAGAAGUGGUUGACUGCGAAGAAGUGAAAGAAGAUGACAAAAAGGUAACAGAGGAUGAAUGUGUGCAUGACUUGGAGGAUUCUCAGUGCUUAAGUGACGACACAGAUAUAGAAGCUGCAUCUGAGGACUGCUGGCAAUGCACCAAAUGCAAGAAAUUUAACUCUCCAGGCAAACGGUACUGUUACCGCUGCUGGGCCUUACGGAAAGACUGGUACUCAGAUUGUCCCAAACUGGCUCAUUCUCUUUCUCUGUCCAACAUUGAUGCUAUGCAAAACAAAAAUGAUGAUGAAGGGAUCGAUGUCCCAGACUGCCGGAGGACUAUUUCUGCUCCAGUCGGCCAACCCAAAGACCUGUACGUGGUAGAAAACAAAUCCCAUGUAGAUCCCUGCAGCUCUAUUGAGUCUUUGGAUUUGGCACGAGAAUGUGAAAGCAAGAAGUCCCUGUUGCAUUUCGCUGAGCAUAAAAAGGAGGAAGAAAUACAAUCUUUAGAGAGUAUUAAAAAAUUACUAAAUCCUUGCUUCUUAUGCCAUCACAGACCACGGGAUGGGAAUAUUGUCCAUGGAAGGACUGCUCACCUUGUGGCCUGUUUCAAAUGUGCAAAGAUGCUGAAGAAAAAGAGAUCACCUUGCCCGGUGUGCAGGAAGGAGAUUGAGAUGGUGAUCAGGAUCUUUAUGGGGUAGUUGUGCCAGUUCAGGCCUUCUCCACCAAAAGAUAGCACAAAGAUUUUCUUGCACUCGCACCCUAACUUCAGAGCUCGGCCAGUGAAUACCAAAGAGAAACAAGAUUCAAAUCUGAGCAAGAACACUGAGGAAUCUUCUGCAAUAAAUUUUCAAUGUCCGUCUGAAUUAAAGCCCACAGGGAGCAGGGAGUGACUGGCACGUUGGCAUCAAUGCCCCAGCUUUGAAAUUGUCUAAAUUUAAUAUUUUCAGCCCAGUGGUGUCACUAGGAUUCGCUGUUCUGACAACUGGUCCUUGAAGAAAAGAAGUUUUGGAAAGAGUUUAUAAUUUUGGCUGUUGGAAUGGUGAUCUCCAAUAAGUCAAACCCUGUGCAAUGCCUUCUGAGGGGGAAGUCUGCAUCUGAGAUAGAUAUAUAUAGAUAUAUAUAGAUAUAUAUAGAUAUAUAUAGAUAUAUAUAGAUAUAUACACAGGACUGGGAAAGAGGGUGGGAGGGAGGGGUAGACAGAGGACUUUGCAAUUUAGAUAAGCCAUUUUUCCAAGGAUCAGCUCUCCUGAGGACGGUGAGAAGUAAAUAACCUGGCUUCUGAUUUUGUUUGUUUGUUUGUUUAAUGUAGAUUUAUUAGAUAAAGUAAAGGUCCUCUUGCUCCCAGACUUGAAAUAAAUUCUCCCAAAUUUUAAUCCAUAGCUAUCUCAGGUCACAUAUCAAACUGCAAAAGAAUAGGGUGUUAUAUAUACUUCGCUUUGUUAUUGGAUCUUCUAAUUUCUCUAGAUUCUUUUUUCCAUUUUAGUACAGUUCUGUGUUCUCUUGCAUGGCUUUGUGGAGGCCCGUCCAGCUUUAGCUCAGUAUCUGUGCCAGCUGGAUUAAAUUAUUAUAACAGCUCUGUGCAUGCUUCGGGAUGUUCUCAUAGCUCUGUGCUUACAGCACCAUUGCAGCUUCUACCUGCCUCAUGUCAUGAGGCCAGCCUAGAUAGAAGAUGCUCACUUUAGAGUGUAGCAUGGCUUUAAAGGCAGGAUAUGGGCCUUUGAGGGAAAAAAUUAAGUCCCGUAAAACACCAGUUGCAGCUGGUUAGUCUAUGGGCUGUGCUUGGUGUUAUUUUUUUUUUCAUUUUCUUCACUAAUUUUUCUUUCCCUGUGGUUUAAUGCUUCAAAUCUGUUGGCAGCUUUUAUGUUGUCCUUCAGAGCUAUGUAUGGUUGCUGUAGUGGCUGUUAAAACUCAGCUAGAACUGGCAGUUGGAAAACGUCUAACCCUGUUCCGAGUUCGUAGAGUGUGCUCACAUCUUCUCAGCCUUCCUGCUCUCCAGGGUUUGGAGGGCCUGCAGCACGCAGCAGCAGCAAUAGUGCCUUCACCUUUCAGGUGUACAGGCAUUUGAACUCAAUACAGAGUGUAGAAUAAACCCUGUUUUGUCAUCUUCUCUCUAAUUCCCUCUCUAAUCUAGAAAGUUACACCUGAAUAAAAAUAAAAGAGAAGGGAGUGCUCAUACCUUGGUGCUUCUCUAGGCUGUUUUCCACACUCCUUGUGCUGGCCCAGCCCGAGCAGGUCAGGUGUGUGCUGGAAGGUCCCAGCAAACUGCAAUGUCAAAGGUGUUUUUCUGCCAAGAUAUCAGAGUAGGUGCUAUAUGCAGUUGCUGCCUGUCACUGCCAAAAGGCAGAUCCACCUUCUGUUUUGCAUAGUAUUGCAAUUAUUUCUCUGUUGGCGGUCAUUUAGACUAUUGUUGUUGGUUGUUAUUUACAGUUUGUAUUUUAAAAACGGGAGGGUAGUGCACUAUCUAUAAGUCCAUGGGAAUCUAUCCACAUGGAAAAGCUGACUUAUUGCUCCCUUAACUAAAAGGGCUGUUAAGUUGCUGGUGAUGCACUUUAAUCAUGCUAAGAUCAGCAGCGUCACUGCCUGGAAUCACCAAAAUGGAGUUCCUGCCAGGUAGUUUCUUCCCUUUUCAGGUAGUUUCUUUCUUUUUAAGGGUCUCGGGCUCAGCAGGGUGCGUUGUGGCACUUUGUGGCACUUCCGAAUACUGUGAAUUCCCCCUCAAACCGAUUGCACCUAAGAACGAAACGUUUUGCUAAAAGCAGUUCUACUGAAUUGUUCAGAUCCGACCACACUGAAAAGCGUGUAAUUUGUGUUGAUGACAAAAACAACCCAACCAAUAGUCAGGAAAUAAGUUCCAGUAAUGGGAUUGAAUAUCCCUACCAAAAUCCUACGGGGAUCUGUACGCAGCUUCUUUUAUUAAAUGAAAAUUGUUGUCAGUGUGGCAGUUUGUGAUAAAAAGCAAGUCUGCAAGAUAACUUGCAGUGUGACGAUCUUUGUGUCUUCUUGUUCCGUAUAACCACGGUGUUUACAACGUGCAUUUGUCAAGUUUUUCAUUCUUUUUUUAACUGAAAUAGUUAGUGGACAUAAGAGAUCCCAGUGUAACAGCUGAUUUUCCUUCCUAUAGAAGAAUAAGCUAUGAGCAGCGCAAGCACAUUGUGUGUAGCUGUAAGUGCCCAAGUUGUGGCUUGGGCUUGGGGGGGUGGGGGGUGUGGGGAGGGAGUUUUAGUGCAGGAGAAAACCAGAAGAAUAUUAUACUGCUUUAACUUAAAUCCAAGCCUGAACGCAGUUUGCCAAGAACUGUUCUUCUGACACUUUUAAGGAAGUGCAGUCUUGAGUUAUGGGUUGAAGAACUCGCUCAAAGCACUCGACUACAAUACUUACGUUGCAGCACAGAUGAGAAUUGGCCAGGCAGUGCUAUUACUUUCCUUUCCUACGGACAUGGCCGUUAACGUGGAGUCCUAAUUCAGAAACCCCUGUUUUGGAGGAGCUGAGCAUUUACCUGAAAUAGUGUGAGCUUUGUCGGUGUCUCGUAGUGGCUGACAGUUCUGUUCUCUUACAGUGGUUUUACUAUGAAGUGCAAUAUGAGAGAAGAGGUCCUUGGUAAUCUUUAGCAGUCGUUGCUGCAUGGCUGUUAGGAGAAGCAUUGAGCGCAGCUGUCUUUCAGUGCCCAGACUAAAAAGGUUUAUAUGGUUCACUGUUUGGUUGUUUGGGUUUUUUUAAUUUUUUUUUUCUCCAGUGACAUUGGUUGUGGUUCCUCGGGAACCUGCUGAAGUCACACUGGCACAAGUGUACCUGUAGGUCAGGUUUCAUUGACUAGAUCCCUCUGCUUUUCAGCCAGAAGUUUUUGGCACCAGUUAUCCCCAGAAGCAGCAGAUUUCUUUCUUUAGUGGGUAUUUAAAUACAGUCAGAACCAUGAUGCUCACAACUGUAUAGUCCAUUCAGCAACUGUAGUGCUCUGCGGUGUGAAACCAUACCUGCACGUGAACUGUAGUGACAACCAGAGGUGCACACGUUGCCUUUACUGCCCAGUAUUUCCAUUUUAAGUGCCUCUUCUCGGUUACUCAGUGACUCGUUUACUGACACACAGCACAUCAGCCUUUUCUUCAGCUCUCUUCAGAAGUCUCAGCGUCCCUCCUCCGCUGAGAUGUAUUAUCGAGCCAGUUUAGCCUAAACAGAGCUGCUACAUGAAUUACAAAGAUCCUUUGGAGCAGCUCCCCAGAGUGCUUAUUUCUUCUGAACAGUGAGUGUUUCCACAAAGACUGCGAUGAACUUCCUGCCUGUGUUACGUAUUGUUUGUGGUGCACGACUGUGGUGGAAACCAUAAUGUAGCUUGCCAGGGUCUGCUUCAUCCUUCUGCAUCCAGCAUAGAUUGUAUCUGUUAAGGAGAAGCUGCCCUUGCAGAGAAAAAGUGACUGUUGGACAAACAGGAGUGGAAAUGGAGUGGAAACUGGCUCAAAACCCAUCAGGGUACCUUGUUUUUUCCUGCUUACACUCUGCCUCUGCUGCCUCUGCUGAGCUUCAUCUUCUGGUCCUGGAAGAAAAACCAAAAUGCUCUCACUAGAGGCCUUCGGUGAAGGCUGACCCUUUUGGAAGGUGCCAGUGAUUGAAGGGAGAGCCAGAGCACUGGUCUCCGUUCUGUCUUUGUAAACUGAGCAAAACCCCUGGAGGCCUGGGCGUCGGGAAGCAGCCCCAGGAUCCUUGAGAAGGAAAUAACUGUGAGGCUGUUCUGUCAAGGGCAAGAAUGAGACCUACAAAUGAUAACGGGGAUGAUAAACUGUGCGUUUGGAACAGCUCCAGAAGCACAGGUGACCUUCAGACAGCCACUUCUGUGCUCUGGAAAUCCUUCUGCAGCUAUCAGUCUACAGUGUCUGGAAUUUUCCUUGCUCCUUUGAAAAACAGGCGAGACCCUGCUUGUGGCUACAGGGCAGUGUCUGGCCAGCAGCACCGGUGGGGUUCCCCACCCCCUGGGCUCACCUCGCACCCCUCUGCACCUUACUCUGAGGGAUACAGGCAGCUGUUGUGGUUGCAGCCCCGUUUUUCUGUGCUGUUUUUAACCCCGGCGAUGUGCACUUGCUGCCCACACAUCUGUGGGGAUGCCCCGUGCCUGCCCCAGUCGCUGAGCGGGGCUUCAGGACGGUGCAGCCGGCUGAGCUCGGCGAUUAUCUUCAGAGUCUCCAGCUCCUAGAAAACAUAACAGCAUCUGAGGAUCGCUCUGAGGAGAUACUUGAAGAAGGCAGGAACAUGUUGUACCUCUGACAAAGAUAAAGACUUGCUGUUCUGGAAAGAGUGAUUUCCUGCUCCAUCUCCCCACCACUUUCCCUGCAGCCCGUUGUUCUCAGAUAUAUUUUUCUUGUUUAGAAAAACUCCACGUCUCGAUACACGCCCACACAGUCCCUGCAGUAACGGGCGGGAGCGCUGGCUCAACAUCAGUGUGUUUGCACUAUUUAAAA